Molecule: messenger RNA, 1618 nt
Organism: Pocillopora damicornis (cauliflower coral)
Lineage: Eukaryota; Metazoa; Cnidaria; Anthozoa; Scleractinia; Pocilloporidae
Product: nuclear receptor subfamily 2 group F member 1-B
Biological process (GO): regulation of DNA-templated transcription
Molecular function (GO): sequence-specific DNA binding; zinc ion binding; DNA-binding transcription factor activity
Source: RefSeq, a predicted model, not a curated record
AUGAACUCUUUCAACGAUGAAGCGACAUCGAACAUAAACGUGGACAUAAACGCCCUCACAAGCUUGUCACAACCGCAAAGCUCGUGCGUAGAAUUUUCAAACACGGAAGCCGAUUCACCGGUUCUUCUUGAAAGUGCGUUUUAUUCACCCGGAGAUUUUUCAGAGACCGAAGAAGGCUCUAGAACACCAAAACCCUCCAUCGAAUGUGUUGUUUGCGGAGAUAAAUCCUCUGGGAAGCAUUACGGCGUUUUUACUUGCGAAGGCUGUAAAAGUUUUUUCAAGAGAAGCAUUCGACGGAAUCUCUCGUACACGUGUAGAGGAUACAAGAAUUGUCCAGUAGAUAUUCAACACAGGAAUCACUGCCAGUAUUGCAGACUCAAGAAGUGUAUGAAAGUUGGAAUGAGGAAAGAUGCUGUCCAGAAAGGUCGCAUCUCAACAACUCAAUCAGAUGUAAGCUGUCUACAAAUGGGCCUUGGUGACAUGCGCAAUCCUCAGUCCUUUUACUCAAAUUACAUCACUCUCUUACUUCGAGCCGACACCAUCGCGCGCUACCAGCAAUCCCUCGGGAUCUCCACAAAUAUUGCAGGAUUGGAAAGCGCGUCUGAGCUUGCCACGAGACUGCUGGUUUCCAUAACCGAAUGGGCAAAGAAUAUUCCCUUUUUCUCAGAGCUGACUCUUCCUGAUCAAUCCAUCUUGCUACGGUCGUGCUGGAGUGAACUGUUCAUAUUAAACGCUGCCCAGCACUGCUCGCCGUUUCACAUGGUGCAGCCGCUGACCAUUAGCGCGUUGACCUCUCCAUCGAACACGGAGAUGUUAACAGCAGGCAGUAAUGGACCACUCACAACUUUCGAUUCUGCAGAAAAUCUUAGAUUAUUCGAAGAACAGGUUGAAAAGCUUAAGAAUUUACACAUAGAUUCUGCUGAGUUUUGCUGUCUUAAAGCUAUUAUUCUUUUUAAUCCAGAUUCUCAAGGACUCUCUAACUGUACUCACGUGGAAGGCCUCCAAGAGCGUACCCAGUGUGCACUGGAAGAUUACAUUCGCACCCAGUACCCAAACCAACCAACGCGCUUCGGAAAACUUCUCCUGAGGCUACCCUCCUUACGCUUAAUUCGUCCUAGUACAGUGGAGGCAUUGUUCUUUCCUCCAAUCAAUUUGGCAAGUACACUGGAAAGUGCUUUGAAUGAGAUGUUGGUUAUUACCAGCGUCGUGACAAGUUCAUCCAACAACUGGGCUAAUGCUGGGUUUCCAAAUGGAAACAUGAAUUCCAUGAACACCAAUGGUACUACUGUGAUGUGAUUGGUGGCCUGUGGCAUAUCAACACGAGAGAUGUUUACAAUGCGUCGGUACAAAUACGGAAAAUUACCACACUGUGAUGCAAGAUUGAUUUAUGUAGAGGACGUGAGUAUUGAGAACUGUGCUGUGAGAUCCAAAAAGUUAGGGUUACAUCGGAGGUUCGUAUUUCACCGUGCAAGUGAAGAAUGGUUAUAGAGAAACCAUCUCUUGUAUUUUAAACUUAAGAAUAUCCAAGCUUAACAAUGACUGAAUAGCACUUUAUCCGAAAACCGUCUUCGGAGUAUGCAAAUCUGACGACAUUCAUAGAAAAUCCUAAUAUGUGAAA